CGCGUCCGCCAUGUGUUCCGUGCGCCUCCCUGCUGCCAGCAAAGAGCAGGACACUGUGAAACACUCCGGGAAAAUAAUACGAAGUGAACAUCUGCGUCCCGGACUAAUAGAUCUCCUUACAUGCUGACUGUUGAUAAAUACUAGACGAGCGUCACGAGCUCCUCUCGCGGACACACGGAGCUGUUUUCUGGGAUACAGUCGCAUCACCCGGAGCCGGUCAGAGUUGUGUCAGUCACCCAUGAGAACUGACCGCUGAAGUGUGUGUGUGUGUGUGGGGUUCUGACCCUCUUUAGGGAUGUGUCAUGGCAUCGGUUCGGGUGGCAGUGCGGGUCCGGCCCAUGAACAGACGGGAGAAAGAUCUGUCUGCCAAAUGCAUCAUCGAAAUGGAAGGCAACAAAACCUCCAUCACCAACUUAAAAAUUCCAGACGGAGUGACUGGAGACUCUGUAAGAGAGAGAACGAAGACUUUCACAUAUGAUUUCUCUUACGACUCUUCGGACUGUAAGAACGGCAGCUUUGUGUCUCAGGAGAAGGUGUUCAGGGACCUGGGCACUGAUGUGUUAAAGGCAGCGUUUGAAGGAUAUAAUGCCUGCAUCUUUGCUUACGGCCAGACUGGAUCAGGGAAGUCACACACCAUGAUGGGCAUCCCUGGUGACGUCGGGCUGAUCCCACGGAUCUGUGAAGGAUUAUUCAGCCGAAUUUCAGGAAUGACUCGGAGAGAUGAAGCCUCUUUCCGUACAGAGGUCAGCUAUUUGGAGAUUUACAAUGAACGGGUGCGGGACUUGUUAAGGAGAAAGAUGGCAGAGACGUAUAACCUCAGAGUCAGAGAGCAUCCUAAAGAAGGACCCUAUGUAGAAGACCUGUCGAAGCACCUCGUGCAGAACUAUAAUGAUGUGGAGGAGCUGAUGGAGGCGGGAAACAUCAACCGCACGACUGCCAGCACCGGCAUGAACGACACUAGCAGCCGCUCACACGCCAUCUUCACCAUCAACUUCACACAGGCUAAGUUUGACGCUGAGAUGCCGAGUGAGACGCUCAGCAAGAUUCACCUGGUGGACCUAGCAGGAAGUGAGAGGGCCGAUGCCACCGGAGCCACGGGUGUCCGGCUCAAAGAGGGCGGCAAUAUCAACAAAUCACUGGUCACUCUGGGAAAUGUCAUCUCCGCCUUAGCUGAUCUGUCACUGGAAGGAGGGAACAGUCAUUUGAAGAAGAAGCAGGUGUUUGUUCCUUACAGAGACUCUGUGCUCACGUGGCUCCUGAAGGACAGUCUGGGAGGAAACUCAAAGACCAUCAUGAUUGCUACUGUAUCGCCUGCGGACGUCAACUACGGCGAGACGCUGAGCACGCUGCGCUAUGCUAAUCGUGCCAAAAACAUCAUCAACAAACCCACGAUUAAUGAGGAUUCCAACGUUAGACUUAUACGAGAACUGCGGGCGGAGAUCGCUCGGCUGAAAGCACUACUCGUGCAGGGAAAUCAGAUAGCCCUGCUCGAUUCCCCCACAGCGUUAAGUAUGGAGGAGGAACUGCACCAUAAUGAAGCCAGGGUGUUGGAGCUGACCAAGGAAUGGACGAACAAAUGGAACGAAACGCAGAACAUCCUGAAGGAGGAGACUCUGGCUCUGAGGAAGGAGGGAAUCGGAGUGAUCCUGGACUCGGAGUUGCCUCAUCUCAUCGGGAUUGAUGAUGAUCUGCUCAGCACGGGCAUCAUUCUCUAUCACUUAAAGGAGGGAAGGACAUACGUUGGCCGUGAUGAUGCCACUACCGAACAGGACAUCAUUCUUCAUGGUUUGGGUCUGGAGAGUGAGCACUGUCUGAUAGAGAAUCAGAAUGGCACGGUCACUCUUAUUCCUCUGAACGACGCUCAGUGUUCAGUCAAUGGCGUUCAGAUCACUGAGCCCUGCCAGCUCAACCAAGGUGCUGUCAUGCUCCUCGGCAGAACCAAUAUGUUCAGAUUCAAUCAUCCUAAAGAGGCGGCUAAACUUCGGGAGAAGAGAAAGAGCGGCCUCCUCACCAGUCUGAGCCUAUCCAUGUCUGAUCUGUCCAAGUCCUGUGAAAACCUCUCCACAGUCAUGCUGUAUAACCCUGGAAGCCUUCUCUUCCCUCCUCUCUCCAUCCUUCUCUCUCUUCAUGGCCUCCGGCACCAUUGCUGUCUCUUCACUGAAAAGGGUCCCAUCUUUCUCAGACUGGAGUUUGAAAGGCAGCAAAGAGAAGAACUGGAAAAACUGGAAAAUAAAAGGCGGCUGAUAAAGGAGAUGGAGGAGAAGCAGAAGUGUGAGAAGGCGGAGCUUGAGCGCAUGCAGCAGGAGGUGGCGUCUCAGAGGAAGGAGUCUGAGGAGGUGCAGCUGCGCAUCCGCAGACAGGAGGAGAGCCUGCACAGACGCAGUCAGGACAUCGAGGGCCGCCUCCGAGACUUGAUCGCUGAGAAAGAGAGGUUUCAGGAGGAGAGACACCGAGAGCAGAAGGAGCAGGAACAGCAGAAACAGAGGAGACUGCACCCGAAGCAGAAGCUGAAGGAGAAGAAGGAGGAGGUGCAGGAGGAGGAUCUGGAGGAGGACGAAAAGACUCAGGCCCAGCGAGAUCGAGCAGAACAAACCGAGCUCCUUCGGGAACUGGAGCGGCUCAAACGAGAGCGCGUGGAGCAGGCCAUCAAACUCCAGCUGGAGCACAGGCGUCUGGAGGAGCGAGAGAAGGAGCAGCUGAGUCUGGUUGGGCGUCUGGAGGAGCAGCUGAGGGAGCGCAGCGAGGAGGCGGCCGCCCUGCUCACGCCGGAUGAAGCGCGCCGACUGGAGGACGAUAGACGGACGCUCACCGAGCUCAGGGAGGAGCUGCUCAGAGCCAAGGAGGCGCGGAUCGAUGGAGAGGAGGAGGGCGGGGAGGAGGCCCGGAGGAGCGUGCAGGCUCGGUAUGAACACUUCAAACUGAUGCAGGUGGAGGAGCUGAGUUUGCUGGAGGAGUCACUGAUCCAGCAGAAGGACGGACUGGAGCGGGAGGUUACCCAUGAGCGCACGUCUAUCGGCCUGCUGCUGCACACGCACAAGGACAAACAGAGACAGGUCUGUGAUAUGAUGGAGCGCGGCGUUCAGGACGUGUCCUUUCUGGGUCAGGAGGAGGCUCUGAUCCAGCAGGCCGAGCACAGGCUGCAGUUUAAAGAGAGACAGCUCCAGUCUCUCUGUGAGAAACACCUCCCUGCUGUCUCAGAGGAGCGACAGAGAGCCAUUGAGCUACUGGAGAGAGUUAGAGGAGGAACAGGGUCUCCUGGUUUGGACGGAAGUCCAGAAGCUAUGGACAAAGAGCUGGAUGAGACUCUGUAUCAGGUAGAGAAGGAGCUGGAGGAGAAGGAGGAGCGUUUGUCUCAGUACAGCGCGAGCGCAGAACAGCUCCAGCAGCUCCAGCAGUCGUACGAGUUCACGGCAAACGUGGCCCGUCAGGAGGAGAAGGUCCGCAGGAAGGAGAAGGAGAUCCUGGAGUGGAAGGAGAGACAGCAGCGGGAGGCUCUGGAGCAGGCGGUCGCACGCUUGGAGAAGAGACACUCCGCUUACCGCAGGAGCCUCAGUCUGGAGCCGGACGCCGAAGGGCCCCGAAAGAGGUCACAGUCCGCUCUAGGACAGAGCACUUCCAGGCUUACAGGAACACAAGACCUGGACCAGGACAGGAUGGAGCGAGAGAUCGCACAGUUGAAGCAGAGGAUCAGUGAGAGUGAAGGAAGUGUGCGGAGUCUCAGUGUGAGCGGGGAAGAUAAAAACAGUGUGAACCAGUCGCCCGUCAGCCCCAUACAGACCCUCCCGACUGUGCUGUCUAUAGGAGACGAGAGGAUUAACACAUAUAUUGAAGAAGAGGUGCAGCGGAGACUGCAGAAACUGAACCUGAGGAACAGAGAGAAUAACAACACACUGUCACUGUCUUCAGACUCAAUGCAGGAGGAGGAGCAGGAUAGUGAGGGUAGCUCUGUUAGAUUGACGGAUGAGGAGAGCGAUAAAAAACGCAUCGAUCAACGCAAACUGAAAUACGAGCGGCUGGUGUCAGUUCCUCUGGAUCCGAGUCCGGAGAGUCUUAAAGAUCCAGUCAGGAUCAGUAUUCCCCGUUAUGUCCUUUGCGGGCAGGGAAAAGAUGAACACUUUGAGUUCGAAGUCAAGAUCACUGUGUUAGAUGAAACGUGGACAGUGUUCAGAAGAUACAGUCGUUUUCGGGAGAUGCACAAAUCUCUGAAGCUGAAAUAUCCAGAGCUCGCGGUGUUGGACUUCCCUCCCAAAAAGAUUUUUGGAAACCGAGAUGAGCGAAUGGUUGCAGAACGCCGGAAUCAGUUGGAGCAAUACCUGCGGAACUUCUUCCACGUGAUGAUGUCAUCCUCGCCUUCUUCUCCUCUGAGAACAGACGAGUUUGGACUACACCUCUCAAAACACGCCGUGUGCAGCAUCUCUCCUUUCUUUAAGAAGGGAGUGUUUGACUACAGCAGUCACGGGACGGGCUGACACACUCACACACAACAAUUAAACAAUUAAAACACUCAAUAGAUAAAUACAAACUGACUCCCAGAAAGUGAAAGUACAGCCAAAAGAAAAAAAAAUAAGAAAUUGUAUUCAGCAUAAAGAAAAUCAAGCCUGAGAACGUUGCAUUGUGAUAUUGUUUUCAUGACAAGCAUAUUUUUCAUAUGACAUUCUCAUUAUACUAUACACUUUGAGGUUUAACUUAAGGUUGUUGUUUUUUUUCAAGUGUGAUUCCCAUAGUAAUAUAGAUUUUUAUUUUUAAUUCUGUGUUAAAGUUAAAAAUUCUAUUUCUUUUUAAGUAGCAUACAUUUAAAUAACAGUACGACAAGACUGCCAUGGUGUAUGAAUAAUUUACAUUUGAAAUAUAAUAUCAUUAUUAUUGUCAUGAAAAUAAUAUCAUAAUGAAAAAAAAAUAAUCUAAAUUAGGCUUUUUUUUUUUUUUUGAGGUGAAACAUGACCUGGGUUCAUGCAGACACGUGUGCACUCAUUUAGGAAAUCUGAAAAUCGAGCAGGAAAGGUAGAGUUACUUGAAAUGGAAAAAAUGUAUGGUGAAAAAAAGGAUCCAAAGAUUUGUUUGUGCCUUGUUGGCAUUAAUUGAGCUUUAAAUGCUACAAACAUAAACUGACAACAGAUGACGUCUUGUGUUUACAUCGAGGACCGUGAAGCCUGUUUCUGUGCACAGACAGGACGUCCUGUAGCUGCUGCUUGGGUUAGUGAUCGACUCUAAAUCAUGCUCUUGUUGUAGUUGAUGCGGACAGUAUAAUCAAUCUCCUCUACUUUAGUCUGGAUGUAGAUGAUGAAAACAGCAACGUGUUACUGGCUCCAGUCCAUAUCUACUCCAGAUUAAAUGAAUUACAGCAAAUCUGUACUAAUAUCUAUGAUACUCAGGCUAACGUUGAGCAGAUUAUUAUUAUUUUUAUAUAACCACUAAGAUGUCAAAGCUCACAAAAUAGCAUAUGAAGUGUGAGCUUAUGUCUUCCAGCAAAACGACUAAUGCUCCUGGUUCAGAGCUACUGUCUUACUCAACACCCUUGAUGAAGUUUAAGUAGAACAGGCUGUGAUAUGUCCACUGAUAACUAUCCAACACUAUAAAGCCAUAUAAAUGUAUAUGUAAAUGUAAUUUACACUUGAUGUGUACAGAGGAGUUUGUCAUGAACAUCUCAUGAUGUUUGGAGGAAAGGGAUGUACUGCUAUAGUAGCCAUUAAGAUCUUCUUGAUCAUUAGAGCACUUGUUUCCUCUAAAAGAGAACUGACUGAGAGUAAGAUUUAUACAUUUGCUUUUUUUAUUUCUGGAACUGAAUGUAAUAAUUUGUGAGUAACAUGACUUGGUAACUCAGUUUUAGAGAGUAACAUGAAUUGUUUAGCACCGUAUUAAAAUCAUUGGUUAUUUAUGUUGUAAUGAGUACAUUUGUCAAAGAAGCUUUUGCAAAAUUCAGCUUGUUGAUGCAACAUUUCAGUGUAAUCAUGUUCAUGUAAGUAAAGCAGAUCCAGAGUUGAUCUGAAAGAUAAAACAUCUUCCUGUCCUAGG
Messenger RNA from Carassius auratus (goldfish), 6012 nucleotides. Its product is annotated as kinesin-like protein KIF16B. Lineage: Eukaryota; Metazoa; Chordata; Actinopteri; Cypriniformes; Cyprinidae. The record is from RefSeq and is a predicted model, not a curated record. The transcript is spliced from 33 exons. Bases 303 to 4469 code for a protein of 1388 amino acids. Gene Ontology annotation, molecular function: microtubule binding; phosphatidylinositol binding; ATP binding. Gene Ontology annotation, biological process: microtubule-based movement.